UACUCAACCUGUGAUAUUUCUCUGGAUUCAUUUCCGCAACCAAACAACUGGCUUCGAAGUGAUCCCAUCGAAGUUCACAGUGGUGUUAAAACAGUCCUCGUUACCAUUGAGGACAAAACAAAUAACUGUUCGUCGUAUUCUGACAAAGGAGGGAAAUAUUGCAAAAAUUAUUUCCACCUAUACGAACAUCAGUCCUGGCAACCAACGAGUCCCGACCCUCUAGCGAACAAUGCUACAUAUGACAAGAUUGCGAAAACAGCUGCACCAGCUCUGGGAAUCAAAGUAAUUCAAACCUUUCGUGUAGAUGUUAAAAGAAAGUACAUCGUUUUGGCGUUUAAUGACCGGGGUUCAUGUAGCGUCCUUUUCUCCGUCACCGUUUGUUACUAUGUCUGCCCAAGAUUGACUCUUAUAAGUAGCUUGGUUUUACUACCUCAAACAGUAGCUCCAGCCAACAACUCAAAGCCAGUUGAAGUUAAUUGUGUCACUGCUGCCUUUCACAAGCAAGGCACUCUAAGUCUGGAUUGUCAGAGUGAUGGGGUCUGGAACAUCAGUUCACUUAAUGGAAGUUGCAUAUGUCCGGAGGGGAUGGAAAAUGCAGGAGGAAAAUGCGAAGGUAUACCACGUAAUAUGAUAAAUUUAGAUAACGUGGCAGUGCGGUUUUAAAUAAUGAUCUACAAACCAGUUAAACAUGACAAUUAAGUUAUAUCAACUGCAUUGUUAAUGCAAAUUGGACACCCUAAAGAGUUUCUAAGCUAAUGUUUCGAGCGUUAGCUCUUCACCAAUCGCUCUUGACUUACUCUUACCACAUUUGCUAAUGAAUGCGUCUGUCUAUAGAAAUACCAUCUGCCCCCCAAAACGUCAAUGUUAUCUUUGUCAACCAAAGCACACUGGAAAUACAGUGGCAGCCUCCUGUAGAAACUGGGGUUGAGACCCAUGUGUUUUAUGAAGUUGAAUGCCGUCGACCAUGUGAAGGCGAAGACAAAAGCAAGUGCGUAGAUAAAGAGUGCGGGAGUGAUGUCAUUUUCAAACCGAGAAAGGAUGGCUUGAACAUUACUCACGUUAUUGUUGGAAACCUUACCUCAUUUGUAAACUACACGAUAAAAGUCUACGCAAGGAACCGAGUGAGCGAUGUGGCGAAAAGAAUACAUAGAAUUCCGGCGAACUUCGCGGCAAUUACCAUAAGGACUAACGGAUCACGUAAGUUAUCGAGCAGACUAAAUGGAAUACCAUACAAACUCUUAUCUGACUGCUUAUUUCUCUAAAUAAUAUGCAGGUAGGAUUUGGUGGAAUUUAAUGGCCCCAUCGAUUUGUUCACAAAUUGCACCAUUUUUCGCUCUAAAUCGUAUUCGUUUUCCAGUCAAUGAGAAAUCUUUCCUGAAUUAACUAAUUAGAGGAAAAUGAAAGACAACUUUUGCACCUUCUUACAAACCAGCCCAUCACUGAAUCAAUUAGACAUUUGUACAACUGAAAAAUUAUUUCUUUGAGCGACUGAAUUUUGCGAUUUUAAAAUGGAUGUAAUAAGGUGGUAAUUGAACCUCGUGUCGUGCAAUUUCUUAUACAAAUUGUACUUACCAUAAAAUAUCAGAGUUGAUUCUACUGUCGAAGUUCAUGACGGCUUAUUUAUCUCUGUUUUAACAAACUAGUUCCAGGUAAACCGGAAGUGACUGUUGAACAACCGGAAGAGACUGUUGUAGUAUCUUGGACUCUAAAGGAAAAGAACGGCGUCAUCAAAGAGUAUCACGUGACUUAUGUAAAUGAGGAUGAUGCGUCGGAAACCAAGACUCUCACCACAAAGAAAAUGGAAGCGCAGUUUGAUUUGAAGGCGGGAAAAACUUAUAAAUUUCAGGUCGGCCAAACUUUCUCAAAAGUUUGA
Messenger RNA from Pocillopora meandrina, 1873 nucleotides. NCBI's taxonomy places the organism in Eukaryota, Metazoa, Cnidaria, Anthozoa, Scleractinia, Pocilloporidae. The record is from the annotation of a GenBank genome assembly.